AUGGCUAUCGUUUGUCUUGGACUAAUUGGUAUUGCAGCUGUUGUUGCCAUCAUUGGCGUGGUUCUGUUAGCUAUUUGUGUCGGCGGAGUCAUUAUUCUACUCUUGACUUGCUGUUGCUGUCCAAAAGUCAUCGCGAUAUGUAGAAAACGAAAAAAGUGCAAGCCACCACCGCCGCCUAAAGACGAAAGGCCUUGUGCCGAACGAAUUAAAUUUCGAGAGUGUUAUAUUUGA
Molecule: messenger RNA, 231 nt
Organism: Adineta ricciae
Lineage: Eukaryota; Metazoa; Rotifera; Eurotatoria; Adinetida; Adinetidae
Source: the annotation of a GenBank genome assembly